This is a messenger RNA of Daphnia magna, 2113 nucleotides long. It is a transcript of the gene Pli, whose product is annotated as protein pellino. The coding region runs from base 621 to 1934 and encodes 437 amino acids. Gene Ontology annotation, biological process: protein polyubiquitination; regulation of Toll signaling pathway. The transcript is spliced from 9 exons. The record is from RefSeq and is a predicted model, not a curated record. Gene Ontology annotation, molecular function: ubiquitin protein ligase activity; protein binding. Lineage: Eukaryota; Metazoa; Arthropoda; Branchiopoda; Diplostraca; Daphniidae.
UUCUUUUUUAGAUGGGGAUUAGUUUCCGGUGCUAUAGACGCAUUAUUUGUUAUACACAGAAACAGCCAAAUAAUACGGCAAAAGGGCGUUCCCUUGUUUUGCUAUUAGAUGAAAAUGCGACAAUGACCUAGAACCAGAAUGAUCUGCGCUUUAAUUACUGCGACGUUAGUCUGGCAUAUAACCAACGAAGUCACAUGCCGAACGGAGAUGGGAGUUUUCUACGUAAUCCUAUUUUAAACGCCUCUGUUUUCAAUCUCGUUACCAUAAGUUUCAUUUGAUACAGCUUAUGUCGCACUUUGGAAGUUCUUUAAAAUUUUUUAGAUUGAAUUUUUUAAAACAGUCUUCAAGGUUGCGGUAGCCCGUCAGUAUAGAUUGCGUCGUCACAAGAUUAUAAAAUUAUUUUUUCUUUUUUUUUUUGAAUGGCGGUUAGCCGCCAGAGCAAAGUUGUCUGGUCUUCCGCUAGGGGGCAUUAGGUUUGACCCUGGCCUUACUGAUAUAGUCUGAAGCUUCACUCCCAGUAUAGGCUGGUCGAUUUCGAUUUUCGACUGCGCUGUUCUUUUUUUUUCUCUUGUUUGUGUUCAAAAAUUGGCAAAUCGCUGACUGCUUUAAUAGAAUUGACCAUGCCAUCAGACAGUCGUGGCAGCAGCAGUGGAGGAAGCCAGGUCGUAAGCAAUGGCAAGAUUCAUGGAUACCUUAUUGUUCUUGGGAACAAUGGCAGUUUACCCUCAGGCGACAAGGGUCGAAAGCGAUCCAAAUACUGCGUGACGCAGCGGCCAAAACCCAAUGGAGUCCAGCCAUCCAACCAAUACCGCGUACAAACACCUCAAACCCAUCCGGCUGUGACGGAUGUGAAUCAGCACACCAUUUUCUACACGUUGCCCCGGCACCAGGCUGUCAUCGUCGAGUAUACUUCCGACCCGACAAAGGAUAUGUAUCAGAUUGGCAGAUCUUCAGAGGAACCAAUAGACUUUGUUGUUGCGGACACAGUGCCAGGUAGUUUAAACAAGACGUCAGUAAAUCGAACAUCUUCCUGCUCAAGCAAUGGCGGUCAAGUCGUGCCGGCCGUUGGCAGAGUGGCACAGAGUACCAUCAGUCGCUUUGCUUGUCGUCUUCUAGUCGAACGAGACAGCCUACCCGCCAGAGCUUACGUCUACGCUGCAGGAUUUGAUUCAUCUCGCAACAUCUUUCUAGGCGAAAAAGCUACAAAAUGGGAAACAGACAAGGGUAUUGAUGGUCUUACCACAAAUGGAGUACUACUGUUGCAACCGAAAGGUGAGUUUGAAGGCGGUGCCGCGUCGCCUGGACAAUGGGUUGAAGUUUCCGUUGGAGGAGCCUUGUAUCAUUUAAGAGAUUCACGGUCUGCUCCUCAGAAAAAAUCACAGGUGGAAAAUGAAUUUAAUUUGCUGGUGGAUGGAUCGUUAAUUGAUUUGUGUGGCGCAACGUUACUAUGGCGGAGUGCCGAGGGCUUGGCCAAAGGACCGACAGCUAGACAUUUGGAAAAAAUGGUUGACGAGCUGAACGCAGGCAAACCACAAUGUCCAGUUGGUUUAAACACGCUUGUUCUACCCAGAAAGUCAACUUUGCCUCCGCCCGAUCAAACUCCGUAUGUUUAUUUAAAAUGUGGACACGUUCAGGGCCAACAUCAUUGGGGUAAAGAAGGAGAAGAUCGCACUUGCCCUAUCUGCCUUAAAGUUGGCCCUGUCUCACAACUAAGUAUGGGUCUAGAACCAGCCUUCUGGGUGGAUCGCGAACCACCCACAUACGCUUUCAAUCCUUGCGGUCACAUGGCUUCCGAAAAAACAGUCAAAUAUUGGGGAGCUAUUCCUAUUCCUCACGGUACCAAUGGUUUCAUCGGCAAAUGCCCGUUUUGCGCCACACCGCUCGAGGAUCGAGGUUUCGCGAAACUAAUAUUCCAGGACCAUUUAGAUAGUUAAUUAAAAAAUUGUGUGAAUGCGAAAAUGCGGUUUUGUUGCCUCCUUUUCAUGGUCUGUCUUUUAUUCAUCGAUUGUACAUUAUAAAUGAAGACGACCUCAACAACUUUUUGUCCUUCCACACCUCCCGCAAAACCCGUACUGACUUUUAGAGAGAGAAAUACACAUUACUCUAAUGUAAA